Spinacia oleracea (spinach) is the source of this 2244-nucleotide messenger RNA. RefSeq names its product putative leucine-rich repeat receptor-like serine/threonine-protein kinase At2g04300. The record is from RefSeq and is a predicted model, not a curated record. NCBI's taxonomy places the organism in Eukaryota, Viridiplantae, Streptophyta, Magnoliopsida, Caryophyllales, Amaranthaceae. The transcript has 7 exons. Gene Ontology annotation, molecular function: protein kinase activity; ATP binding. Gene Ontology annotation, biological process: protein phosphorylation. The coding region runs from base 122 to 2068 and encodes 648 amino acids.
CUUCCCAAAACAAAACAAAAAAACAUAGACUAGUAGGAAAUCGAGGUCCUGAUGUACAAACUUAACCUCGUCAGAAUUUCAGUCGUUACAAUAACUAGAUCAGACAAUCAUCAUCUAUAUUAUGUCUGAAAAAGCGAAUUUUCUGAGGCAGAUGGUCGGCCUCAUCAUCAUCAACUUGUUACAGUCAGCCACACACGGUGCUUCUUCGACAGACAACAACAAUAGUCCUCGACAUUUGAAAUAUGAUUGUUACUACCACGCCGGCUUUCCCUACAGCACGGGCAGCACAUUUGAAGAAAACCUAAACAACAUUUUCCCAGAAAUUUCUGACAACGCCUCGCGGUUGUCCUACUCUAAACGCAGUAGCAACGACACAGGUAUUGACAAAGUGUUUGUUCAUUACUACUGCAGGGGUAAUAUCGUUAUCCAUACAUGUCAUCGAUGUGUCGAAGCUGCGGUGAACACAAUAAGACAGAAAUGCAAAUUUAGGAAACAAGCGAUAAUUUGGUAUGAGGAAUGCACCUUCCGUUAUGCUAACCACACCAUCUCCUCCCUUGACGAGGAACAUCCAGAUUACGUCUACACAAACACAACCAGUUUGGUGAGCGAACGUCUUAAUCCAUAUAGACAGGAUUUCGACGACACAAUGAACUCUCUCAUCAAUGAUACGGCAUAUAAUGGCAAUCCACCUGGCUUUUCAACAAAAGAAGUGAACCUCUCUGAAUUGUCCGAUACACUACGAGGUCUUGAACAAUGUAGUCCCUUUAUUAGUAGUAUUCUUUGUGAAAAAUGCCUAAAGAUUGCUUUUAAUAAGAUGGAUUUAUGGUCCAAGACUAUGGUUUAUUUGCCGAGUUGCUUUAUCAGGUUCGAUAUAUUUCAACUAUCAUCACUACCUUCUCCAUCCCCAAAUCCAGAUGGUCAGCGGUAUAAGAUCCUUCUUGCCGCCUUGUUACCUGUCAUUGUAAUUUUAUUACUUCUUGGUGGCUUUUGGUUAUGGAGGCGACGACGGAUUUCAGGGCACACCAAUAGUACAGAAGAAGCUGCAGAAGUGGAAACUAAUAGUGCAACAGGGGAAACUAACAUUGAAGAAGCUUGGUUGCAAUUGGCUCGGUUUACUUAUUCUCAGGUAAAGGACAUGACAAAUGAUUUCAAUAGAAAACUAGGUGAAGGUGGCUAUGGAAUCGUUUACUAUGGUCGCUUGAAUGAUGACCACAGAGAAGUCGCCGUCAAGGUGCUUUCAAAUGAUGCUCCUAAGCAAUUUACCAAUGAGGUUAAAGUGUUAGGAAGAAUCUAUCACAAAAACUUGGUUUCUCUGAUUGGAUACUGCGAAGAAGGAACUACCAACUUGGCACUUAUUUAUGAGUACAUGUCUGGAGGGGACUUGAAAGCUCUUCUUUCAGAACAUUCAGGUGUAGUCGUAAGCUGGAAACGGAGACUUUCAAUUGCAUUCGACACUGCUCAAGGAUUGGAUUAUCUGCACACUGGUUGCAGCCCACCUAUUGUCCACAGAGAUGUAAAACCGGCAAAUAUACUUCUAAAUCAAAAUUUUCUCCAGGCAAAAGUAGCUGAUUUUGGCUUCUCGAAAAUAUUCCCAGCUGAAUAUGUCUCCAAACUUGAGACUAGGGUCAUUGGAACAACUGGUUAUCUUGAUCCUCAGUACCAUUUAACCGGGCAGGUGAAUGAAAAAAGCGAUGUUUACAGCUUUGGAAUUGUUCUGUUCGAGCUCAUAACAGGGAAAUCUGCAAUCAUAAAAUACACAAACACUCAUUUGGUUCAAUGGGUAACGCCUCUCUACGAAAGAGGUGACAUAGGCAGCAUAUUGGACCCAAGAAUACGGGUUGAGGUAGGCGAAAACUACAACACCAUUUGGAGAGCAACAGAGCUAGCUAAGCAAUGUGUUGAGCUAGAUGCAGCACAUAGGCCAACAAUGAGCAACAUUGUUAUUGAAUUGAGGGAGUGUUUGGCUAUGGAGAAUGUGGAUGUCGAGUGUUCGAGCUCCGUUACUACCACGAUGGAGAUGAUGACCGCCCCAGUUUCAACUACAUCGAUGGGUCCACAACCCCGGUAGUAAUAUAAUGGUGAUACUUUUUAUUAAAUAGGUCUUAAACGCAUCCAGUAUACAAUAAAUUUAUCGUACAUCAGAAUAGCUUUUAACCGGCUUUUAAUAAUUUUAUAAUGUUAUGAUUACUUUUUAUUGUAUGAUAAUUUUAAACGGUUAGAUGGUUUACCUUUAUAAUUAUGAUU